Molecule: messenger RNA, 3604 nt
Organism: Branchiostoma floridae (Florida lancelet)
Lineage: Eukaryota; Metazoa; Chordata; Leptocardii; Amphioxiformes; Branchiostomatidae
Product: zinc finger protein 236-like
Exons: 5
Coding region: 142-2706 (854 amino acids)
Biological process (GO): microtubule cytoskeleton organization; regulation of DNA-templated transcription
Cellular component (GO): microtubule cytoskeleton
Molecular function (GO): DNA-binding transcription factor activity, RNA polymerase II-specific; RNA polymerase II cis-regulatory region sequence-specific DNA binding
Source: RefSeq, a predicted model, not a curated record
UUAGUCUCGCUAAAUCUCGCGAGGUUCUUGUCCGCGAGGUUUGGCGUUGUCUCUUCGUCAGUGUGUGUGUUUGUCUGUGCGGCGCGGCGGGUGGCUGUGGUUGUACUUUACGGCCAAUCUGCCGACAAAUUUCGGCUCACAAUGCGACAGAAAGGCGUUCCAGCUCGUCUAGAGCAAGAUGGUUCGAACAAGCCUGGGCAGGUGGAGGGUGCACAAGGAGACAGUCAAGCCUCCUGGUUUGAAGCCCCAGAGAUGGUUGCCAUGACAACAGAAGCAGCCUCCUCCCAUGCCAGCACUGAUGGAGAGGACUCCUCCAGACCUGACACCAUGGGUGAUGUCGGUUCCUACCCAGUCCAGUUUGUGUGUGAGUACUGUCAGAGCCUGCACGAGUCCCCCAGCCUCCUCCAGGAACAUGUGGAGAAGACACACACUGCAGUGGUACCCACUGAUGCCUUCAGGAGGGAGAGGAACCGGAUCCGCAUGCAAGAAAAACGUAAAAACCUCACAGAAGAGGAGAAAGCAAAGAUAAGGGAGAAGCAGAAGUUACAAGCAAGGCAAAGGAGAAUGUGCAUGUCUGAGGAGAAGAAAGCACAGGCAAGAGAAAAAGACAGGCUGACAAAACAGAUGAGGAGAAGUGCAUCAAAUGAUGACUUGGAGGUCCGUGAGAAAAAUAGGGUGCAGAAAUUGAUGUACAGGCAAAAUGCCACCGAGGAACAGCGGGCAUUAUGGAGGGAGAGAGACAAACUCAGGAAAAGAGAAGACAGGGAAGUGAAAGCUGUACGGUACAGGUUAUUUGACAAGUUGUACUCGGGUAUAGAAGCAAUGCUGGUAGGGUUGCCCCCAGAUUCUGAUCAGAACUGCACAUCAGAUCAGGGCCCAGUACAGGAUACAGUACAAGCCUCUACAGAAGAGCCCACCUUUAAGACUGGUACUAUCUCAGAUACAUUCAAUUCUGUGCAAAACCUGUUGACCUUCAUGCUAGGUGCUCAUGUAGUCACAGAUGCAGAAAUUACAAGGAUUCACGAGAUUAUUUUGAAGACGAUGAAUAGUUCUGUUGGCGACUUGAGCAAUGAUGUCAGGGUAUAUCAAAAAGCACUGGAAGACUGCACAGCUGGAGGUGACGUACAGGAGACCACAGACACUGCAUCCUCCUCACCAUGCACACAGUCUGAGCAUCAGCCAGGGCCUUCCUCGCUGGGAGACACAAGUCAUGCAGGGGUAAUGGAUAAGUCAGAGGAACUGGAGGUGAAGAAUAGUCACAAUACUUCUCCUCUUGAGAUCAGUUCUGAUGUUGAUACCAACAGGGAUGUAACUGUGAAACAAGAAGUAGUAGACUGUGCUGAGGUAAUGGAAAAGUCAAAGCACCUGGAGAUGAAGAAUAGUGACAAUGCUUCUUCUCUUGAGAACAGUUCUGAUGUUCACUCCAGCAGUAACGUAAGUGUGAAACAAGAAGUAAUAGACUGUGCUGAUAACAUCAGAGAUUCAGCUGAAAAUAAGCAUGUAUCAGAUCGCCCCAAUGUUCUUCACUCAUCAGUGUGUACAAAUGCACAACAGCACUCCAGAACACUUAAUGUUGACACCAGCAGUAGUGUACUCGUGAAACAAGAAGUAGUAGACUGUGCUGAUAACAUCAGAGAUUCAGCUGAAAAUCAGCAUGUAUCAGAUCGCCCCAACGUUCUUCACUCAUCAGUGCACGCAAAUGCACAACAGCACUCCAGAACGCUUUCUGAAGAAGUAGCUGCCCUUGUGGAGGUGAUACAGAAGGCGAGGUGGCUGAUAGCCUUGGCGGAAGGACAGGACUGUCCAGAGAUACAUCUGGCCAUCAGGAGGGAAAGGGUGAAAAUACGAAACAUGCUGAGGAUGCUGAUAGCACCCACACAGGACAUGGAGAAGGAGAGGGAGAUAGCAAAACUAAGGAUGGCUCUUAAGAGACAGACAGCAUCACCAGCUGAGAAGGAGCUUGAGAAGGAAAAGGGCAGGCUGAGGAUGAGGUGGAAAAGGAUGACACAGACAGAGGAGGAACGGGAGAGAGAGAAGGAGAGAAACAGGAUCAGGACCAGGCUGAAAAGAAUGGAGAUGAGUGCUGAAGAAAGGGAAAGGAUCAAAGAUAGGGAGAGACUCAGGAAAAGACAGAAAAGGGAGAUGGCCACAGAGGAGCAGAAACAGGCAUGGCGGGAGAGUGACAGAAUCAGCAAAAGGAUAAAGAGGGGAUCCGGAACUUCUCAACAACAGUCUGACAACCUGUGGAUGGGGGAGUGCAGUGAAAACGUUACGCACGGCUUGGGUUACCAGCAGGCAUAUGAUGAACAUAGAGAUUACAGCAGUGAUAGCCAAAUGUCAAAUAUGAGCAGGGGUAACCUUACCAGUGAUGAUGGCAGCAUUGAGUCAGUACAACAAAGUUUCUCUCAAAAAGGUGACGAACAAAUAGGAUGCUCAACCUCAGAGGAAGACAGCAACAAAGAACUUGAAGAUGUGACACAAGGCACAGCAUCACAGUCAGAGGGUGUCACUUCAGCUUGUGCUUCUCAUGAAACUGUUGGUAAGCCAGACGCCAGCAAUAUUGACUGCAGUCAGCCAGGUUCCUCUGGUAACCAGCCUGUAGAGGGGCCUGACCAGAUUCACAAUGUAGAGGCUCAUAAUUCCUCUGCAAGUUGGGAUCCUCUUGAGUACAACUUUAUGCCAUUUGAAGCACUUUCAGAACAUUGAUGGGACUGUACAGAGGUUAAUCAUUGGUACCCAGUAAUUAAUCAUAAAUGAUUUAAACUAAAUGAAAGUGGAAAUUUCUUCUUGGGAAGUUAGUGAAAGAAAAUCUUGGGAUAACACAAGUAAUAUGGGGCCACAACCAAGGUGGUGAUAGACAAGAUCUUGCAAGUACAUGUCAAAAUAAAAAAAAUAGAUUUUUAAAAGGCCAACUGGUAGAGGGGCUACAGAUGGAGAGGCUGAUUUGAACAUGGCCUUGAACAAAUCUGUCCUUCAAGUUGGUAAGGUUGGGGACAAACUGUUAGCACUGUCCUUCAAAUGCUUUUAGACAAUAAUGUUAACUACCCAGUAAAUGUUAAGAACACACACUACAUUACAUAUCUUUGCCUAAACUUUCAGAUAAUGUCAGCAUGGUGUGACACAAAUGAUAGCAACAUAAGGCUUUAUUGCAAUAUUAUAAGCAUCUUUGAACAUUACUGAAUGUGCUCUUCACUUUUCUCAUGAAAUAUCACUAUUUAUUCAAUUAAUACAAUAAUACAAUAUGCAGGUUGUCUUUAAGUCCUUAAAAGUACUGAAGAAUAGUCACUUAUAUUUUAGGAAUGGUGAGAAUAAAUCUUCAAUGCAAUACAUCAAUAAUGCAGUGCAUAUAAGCAGGUGCUGUGUACAUGUGUUGACCUAGUAGUGAGUGGUAAAGCAUUUCAUGCAUAUUACUACAUAUUCGACUUUUCUUCCUGUAUCUGUUUCAGACAUGUGCAUCGCACGUCCAUACUGAGGAAUGCACAUCUAACUACAAGCAUUCUUUUAAGUCGACUUGCCAUCCUGAUAAUGAAACUUGCAUUGAAUGUGAUUCGACUUUUUGUUAUCUGCCGUCAAAAAUGAUUAAAACUAAUUUUAUGCAACACCA